AUGAGUCGCAAUUUAUUCUUAUUUCAGCAGAAAUUGUCACACCGCAGCAUUACAUAUCGUUUUGGCACACUCGCACUGUUGUUUCUGUUGGGGCUGGUGGCUGAUGCGUUCAGUGGCUCGGUGACGGCAGUGCAUCCCUCCGUUAUUCCCUCAAGAGCGCGUGGGGGUGAAGUUUACCGCGAGGCACUGCGGCGCACUGGGUGGCGGCAGCUUGGCGGGGCACACCAGCAACGCCAUGACGCGCACGCGUCUCUCACGAAUUACUACGAGCAGCGGGUUGACCACACUGACGCCGCCGCCGGCACCUUCAAGCAGCGGUGGUGGGUGGACCGCUCCUUUUGGGACGGUGACAGCGGUCCAGCCGUGCUGUACGUGAACGGCGAGAGCCCCGCCUCCCCCUCACCAGAGGGGUUUGUUGAGCACUACUGUUCUACCGUUGGGGCCGUCAUCAUCUCUCUCGAGCACCGUUAUUACGGCGAGAGCCUUCCCGCACCUCUCACGAAUCGAUCGAUGCUGAAGUACCUGACGGUGGAGAACGCCCUCGCGGACCUGCAGGCGUUCAAGCGGUAUGCCGAGAAGACGGUGGUGGGGAAGAAAGUUAAAUGGCUAAUUGUGGGUGGCAGCUACGCGGGGGCGUUAAGCGCGUGGGCGCGGGCAAGGUACCCGGAGGAUUUUGACGCCGCGUGGAGCAGCAGUGGUGUGGUGAAUGCCAUCUUUGACUACAACGCGUUUGAUGGGCAUUUGUUGGACGUCCUCCCCAGCGCCUGUGCCGCCGCCAUUCGCACCGUCUUUGACGCCUUCACGGAGGCGUACGACGACCCGAAGCGUCGCGGUCCCAUGAUGCAGACGUUUGGCACCCCCAGCUAUUUUACUAAGGCUGAUAUGGCGUGGAUGCUCGCGGACGGUUCUGCGAUGGCUGUGCAGUACGGGUUAAAGGACAAGCUUUGCGCAUGGAUGCAGCCCGUCCAAAGGCAGGACCCCUUCAAGCAGUACGCGGGCCUUAUCCGACUACUCUGGGGUACGGACUUUACGCGGAUGUGCUAUUACAGCACCGAGUGCCUGUCAAACGCGAGUUACAGUUAUCUGUGGGACUCCGACUACACCUGGGCCUACCAGUGUUGUUCGCAGCUGGCGUACUGGCAGGUAAGCUACCCAGGCAGUCUGCGGUUGGAGGAUGUCACCACGUCGUACUUCAUUGAUCAGUGCCGCGCGGCGUUUGGUGAGGACAUAUUUCCUGAUACCUACGCCUUCAACGCGGUCCACGGUGGCGCACAUCCCACGGCCACACGCGUGGUGGCAACUCAGGGCUCUGACGACCCGUGGCUGCCAGCCGGGGUGACCCACACACAAAGCGCAGAGUACCCUGAAGUCACAGCGCAGUGCAACGGCUGUGGGCACUGUGGCGACCUGAGCAGCUUUGACCGCGAUGAGCCCGCGCCGCUCACGGCGCAGCGGAGGGUCUUGGUGAAGUACCUGAACGCCUGGCUAGGAAAGUAA
Trypanosoma rangeli is the source of this 1497-nucleotide messenger RNA. Its product is annotated as putative serine carboxypeptidase S28. The record is from RefSeq and is a predicted model, not a curated record. Gene Ontology annotation, biological process: proteolysis. The transcript has a single exon. NCBI's taxonomy places the organism in Eukaryota, Euglenozoa, Kinetoplastea, Trypanosomatida, Trypanosomatidae. Gene Ontology annotation, molecular function: serine-type exopeptidase activity; dipeptidyl-peptidase activity. Bases 1 to 1497 code for a protein of 498 amino acids.